AUGCCAUCGGUUGAACCUGAACCUCACCUUUAUCUCUACUCUCGUCACCAUCCCCUCCGAAGUUCGAACAGGCAGUACGAAUACUUACUUGAAGAAGCGGACACACUCUGCUUACUACCGUCUUCAAUGCGUCUUCUUUGUUCCAUCCUUUGUGCCCUUUUGAUCUGUUCCUUAGCAGCGGCUAUAUUUAAUAGUCUACAAGGAAACUCGUACGGAUCAGCAAGUUUCUGCAAGACCCCGGAAGAAUCGUUUACGCCGAAAGUGCUGUGUCCACGAGAAACAAUGUUCUUUUACUACAAUUGCUGUGCGCCGUCCGGUAAUAUAUCAUGUUGUGCGCAAGUUCGAAUUUGGCUGUUAAUUGCAAUCGUUUGUGUGUCAUUAUCAUGCAUCCUCGGUUUAUCCUACACAAUCUUUCGCUAUUGUUGCGUUUGUGACAAGGAGGAGGACGGGAUUUCUGCAGCUCUUUGA
This is a messenger RNA of Necator americanus (New World hookworm), 468 nucleotides long. RefSeq lists its product as uncharacterized. The coding region runs from base 1 to 468 and encodes 155 amino acids. Lineage: Eukaryota; Metazoa; Nematoda; Chromadorea; Rhabditida; Ancylostomatidae. The record is from RefSeq and is a predicted model, not a curated record. The transcript has 4 exons.